UAAGAAGAACAACAACAACAACAACACGAAGAAAGUAGUAACGUAGUUGUUUGCCUUGGUUUAGACCGUUAAGACAUUUGAAUCCGCAAACUCCUUCGAGUUGUUGAGAAUUCUGUCCAGGCAAAGCAGUAGUUAGUAGCAAACAGCAUUUUUUGGUGUUGGUAGUAUACGUCGCCGCCAUAUUGGACCGGGCUACUUCUCAGAAGAUUAACGUUUGUCUGGAAAAGAGAUGCCUGACUCGUGUGCAGCUUGGGGCUGUAAAAACCGUCGAACAGCCCAAUCCAGAUCUCUGGGAAUUACCUUUCACAAGUUUCCCAAAGCGAAAGAGGUGAGGAGGCAGUGGGAAAUAGCUGUAAGAAGGAAAGGUUUUUCUGCCAGUCGGUCCUCCGUGCUCUGCAGUGAGCAUUUCAAGCUGCAGGACUUUGACAGCACAGGACAGACUGUCAGGAUUAGAGAUGGAGCUCAACCAUCUGUCUUCAAUUUCCCGAAACAUCUACAAAGACCAGUGGCAACCAGGACAACAAAAACCUCAAGGAAGGCUGAAGAGAAGCUGUCAGUGGACUCUUCUCCGCUUUUGAAAGAGACUGAACCUCUCAUCGUUGACCACUCCUAUGCAUUGCCUUCAUCCCUCACUGAUCUUAAGGCCAGACUCAGUGAAGCCUUGGCUAGGGUGGAGAGUCUGGAACGAGAGAUGAGGAACGUGAAGGACCGAGAACGGAGGGCAAAGAAGAUGGUGCAUGGUCUUCUGGAAGAUCUGAGGAGGAAUCGCCAAUCCCCCUGUUUUGUAAAAAUAAAGCAUAAAUUGUACAGGACAAAACGUAGAAACUUGCACAUCAGGUAGAGCCUAGAGCUUUUUGUUGUUAUGAAUGAGGUUCUUUUUUUUACUUGUACCAAAGUCUUUGUUUUCUGGAUGUCUUGCGGAGGGAGGACAUAAAUGCUGUAAGAAGCACAGCAUCACUCUGUUGUGGUAAAUAUAAUAUGUAAUAUUUCUGCAUUAAAAUGUCUAAAAUAGAC
This is a messenger RNA of Sander lucioperca (pikeperch), 1014 nucleotides long. RefSeq lists its product as uncharacterized. Bases 230 to 841 code for a protein of 203 amino acids. The record is from RefSeq and is a predicted model, not a curated record. NCBI's taxonomy places the organism in Eukaryota, Metazoa, Chordata, Actinopteri, Perciformes, Percidae. The transcript has 4 exons.